This is a messenger RNA of Nothobranchius furzeri (turquoise killifish), 5218 nucleotides long. RefSeq names its product zinc finger protein 665. Gene Ontology annotation, biological process: regulation of DNA-templated transcription. Lineage: Eukaryota; Metazoa; Chordata; Actinopteri; Cyprinodontiformes; Nothobranchiidae. The record is from RefSeq and is a predicted model, not a curated record. Gene Ontology annotation, molecular function: DNA-binding transcription factor activity, RNA polymerase II-specific; RNA polymerase II cis-regulatory region sequence-specific DNA binding.
UUGAGACGUAAUUCCAAAAGUGACUGUUUUCAGGUUUUAUUUCAGUUUUUGAAGGAGAUACGGGUGUUUGGGAGAAUUUGAUGGAUGUGUGUGUUUGUGUGUGUGUAUAUAUAUAUGUGUGUGUGUGUGUUUUUGAGCGCUAUUCCAGACCACACUCCACACUAGUUGAUGGCGGUAAUGCACCAUUCGUUGUGUACCAACUGCCAUUUCAACCCCAGAAGAAGGAGCUGCUAGCAGAGCUAGCUUGUUGUUGUCCUGGUGUCUCUCUGAGAAACGCGCUCGUUUUGCUGCUUUCAUCAGACUGAAGAGGUUCCCUCUAUCAGACUCGCUCAUCUGAGUUGGUCAUGAUGCAGGAUCGCUGCUCGCUCUCUCAUCCAUCCUGCUCACACUCUCCGACGGAAAAGCCCCGAAUCUGAAUGUGACUCUGGAGGAAAAAGCGGUUAGCUCUACUCCGUGAACUCUGCUGUUAGCUAAACACGGCUAAAGAGAACCUGCUACCACUUCAGGAUCAUCCAUCAGCAUGGACGCAGAUGUUCAGCAGUUGGUGCUGAUUUGAAAAGCAGCUUCUGAACGACUGAGGUCUCCUUUGAACCAGAAGGACCUGGAGCCCCUCAACAUGACCAAGGAAUAGGAGGAGCAGUUUAAUGAGAUUAAAACUUGGAUCAGCACCAACCUAACGACAGAGAUCUUCCAACCAGCAGCACCACUGUCCCAAUGACAGCAGUAAGUGGUAGAGAGGACUGUGGAGGAGCAGAAAGUACCAGCAAUCCAUAUCUAAAUCUUUAUGAAGAUGAUUCCAACUCUUCAGAGACUGAAGUCAGCAAUAAUGAAGAUGACCAAGAUGGCAACAAUUCUGAAUGUACGCUGAAACUCAUGUCAGACUGUGAGCCUAAAACUAAAGAUUGUAACGACUGGAAGGAGAGCAGGUCUUCUAAAUCACAUGUUAAGGCUGGCAAAUCUUUUCACUGCCCAGAUUGUAGUAAAGAAUUUCGCCAUGAGUGGUCUCUCCACAAACACAUGACAGGAAGUAAUCACUCAGAAGUUAGGCCUUCAAGCUGUUGUAUUGAUAAGAAACGUGUUAGAGUGAAGCAAAAUAUUGGACAGAAGCCUUUUGCUUGUGAGCUCUGUGGAAAAAGAUUUAGAGUAAAGUUCAGUUUAGACAUACACAUGAGAGUCCACACAGGACAGAGGCCUUUUGCUUGUGAGCUUUGUGGAAAAAGAUUUAGAGUAAAGUUCAGUUUAGACAUACACAUGAGAGUCCACACAGGACAGAGGCCUUUUGCUUGUGAGCUUUGUGGAAAAAGAUUUACCCAACAGGGAAAUUUAAACAUACACAUUAGAAGCCACACAGGAGAGAAGCCUUUUCCUUGUGAGCUUUGUGGCCAAAGAUUUAGUGGAAAGUCAAGUUUAACUAUACACAUGAGAGCUCACACAGGACAGAAGCCAUUUGCUUGUGAGCUCUGUGGCCAAAAAUUUAGUGUAAAGUCAAAUUUAACCAUUCACAUGAGAGUCCACACAGGACAGAAGCCUUUUGCUUGUGAGGUCUGUGGCCAAAGAUUUAGUGUAAAGUCAAAUUUAGCCAUUCACAUGAGAGUCCACACACAACAGAAGCCUUUUGCUUGUGAGCUCUGUGGCCAAAGAUUUAGUGUAAAGUCAAGUUUAACCAUUCACAUGAGAGUCCACACACAACAGAAGCCUUUUGCUUGUGAGCUCUGUGGACAAAGAUUUAGUGUAAAGUCAAGUUUAACCAUUCACAUGAGAGUCCACACAGGACAGAAGCCAUUUGCUUGUGAGCUCUGUGAACAAAGAUUUAGUGUAAAGUCAAAUUUAAACAUUCACAUGGGAGUCCACACAGGACAGAAGCCGUUUGCUUGUGAGCUCUGUGAUCAAAGAUUUAGUGUAAAGUCAAAUUUAAACAUUCACAUGAGAGUCCACACAGGACAGAAGCCGUUUGCUUGUGAGCUCUGUCAACAACGAUUUUCCCAAAAGGAACAUUUAGUCACGCACAUGAGACUCCACACUGGACAGAAGCCUUUUGCUUGUGAGCUCUGUGGAAAAAAAUUUAGAGUAAAGUUCAGUUUAGACAGACACAUGAGAGUCCACACAGGACAGAAGCCUUUUGCUUGUGAGCUAUGUGGAAAAAGAUUUACUCAAAAGGGAAAUGUAAACAAACACAUUAGAAUCCACAAAAGAGAGAAGCCUUUUGCUUGUGAGCUCUGUGGCCAAAGAUUUAGUGUAAAGUCAAGUUUAACUAUACACAUGAGAGCUCACACAGGACAGAAGCCAUUUUCUUGUGAGCUCUGUGGCCAAAGAUUUAGUGUGAAGUCAAGUUUAAACAUUCACAUGGGAGUCCACACAGGCGAGAAGCCUUUUGCCUGUGAGGUCUGUGGACAAAGGUUUACCCAAAAGUCAAGUUUAAACAGUCACAUGAAACUCCACACAGGACAGAAACCUUAUGCUUGUGAGGUCUGUGGACAAAGAUUUUCCCGAAAGGCUCAUUUAGAAUCACACAUGAGAGUCCACACAGGACAGAAACCUUAUGCUUGUGAGGUCUGUGGACAAAGAUUUUCCCGAAAGGCUAAUUUAGAAUCACACAUGAGAGUCCACACAGGACUCAAAGUAUCCCGUUAACUCCAAUGAUUCCUGCUGUCAUUUUAAUUUUCACAUCUUUAACGUUUAGCUUUGUUUAGUCAGUGGUGCCAGGUUUGGUUUCUGAAUGAAUUAAUGUUAGCUUUCCUGUUGCAGCAAAUGAUUAAAUGUUCACUUUCUAUUUAGUUUAGUUUAGUUAAGUUUAGUUUUUUAUCUCAAACAAAGAAAACAUACAUAAUAAAAAAAAUAACAGAAAAAAUAUAUGAAAUCAUCAUUCUUUUUUUUCUUCCUCUCUGUCUGAAAAGGAGUAGGCUGAAGUCGAAACUUUUAUGUCCCUACCCCUUUUAUACAUAUCAAUCUUUACUUAUACUUAGUAUUACUAUACCAAAUGUAACACAAAACCACAGAGACACACAGGACAAACAAUCAUGCACACACUCACACCUAAGGACAAUUUAGACAGACCAAUUAACCUAACAGUCAUGUUUUUGGACUGUGGGAGGAAGCCGGAGUACCCGGAGAGAACCCACGCAUGCACAGGGAGAACAUGCAAACUCCAAGGAGAAAGAUCCCAGGCUGGGAAGUGAACCCAGGACCUUCUCGCUGCAAGGCAACAGCUCUAACCACUGUGCCACUGCGGGGGGGCAGCAUCCCAACUUGGGAGCUCCAGACUGUCCUCUCCCUGGCCUUCUUCACCAGCUCCUCCAGCAGGACCCCAAGGCGGUCCCGGACAAGAUUGGAGAUGUAAUCUCUCCAACGUGUCCUGGGACGACCCGGGGGCCUCCUGCCGGCAGGACAUGCCCGAAAUACCUCCCCAGGGAGGCGUCCAGGAGGCAUCCUGACCAGAUGCCCAAACCACCUCAACUGGCUCCUUUCGAUCCGGAGGAGCAGCGGUUCUACUCCGAGUCCCUCCCGAAUGUCCAAGCUCCUCACCCUAUCUCUGAGGCUGAGCCCGGCCACCCUACGGAGGAAACUCAUUUCGGCCGCUUGUAUCCGCGAUCUCGUUCUUUCGGUCAUUACCCAAAGCUCAUGACCAUAGGUGAGGAUUGGGACGUAGAUCAACCGGUAAAUUGAGAGCCUGGCUUUCUGGCUCAGCCACUAGUUUAUAUUUGUACUUACUUUAAUUUCUUCUUCUAAACUGUUCCAUAAUUUAACCCCUAUUAUUGUGAUACACAUAAUUUUUAAUGUUGUUCUAACAUUAUGUAUCUUUAAAUUUAGUAUCCCUCUCUCAAGUUGUAUUCUCCUUCUCUCUCUGUGAACAGUUUCUGUAUUUUAUCAGGUAUUAAUUUGUUUCUUACUUUAUAUACUAUUUGUGUUGUUUUGUAAUUAACCAAGUCCUGGAACUUCAUUGUCCGUGUUUUAAUAAAAAGUUCAUUUGUGUGAUCCCAGUAUCCUGCAUUUGUUAUUAAUCUGAUAGCCUUUUUCUGCAUUGUCGCUAUUGUUUGUGAAAUACUUUUGUACGUAUUUCCCCAGAUCUCUACACAAUAACUCGAAUAUGGCAGUAGCACGUAUUGUAUAAUAUAUAAAUUGCUUUCUGAUUAAAAAUAUACUUAGUUUUCCCCAUUAUAGCAAUGCCAGGUACAAGCUUCCCCCAACAUAUUUUAUAUGUGGCUUCCAACAGAUUCUGCUGUCUAUAACCACUCCAACAAAUUUAAUCUCAUAUACUCUUUCGAUAUUUACAUUAUUAAUUACUAUAUCUACUUCAUUGUAUCUGCUUUCAUUUCCAAAUAACAUAAAUUUUGUUUUAUCUAAAUUUAGUGACAGUUUAUUUACAUCAAACCAUUUAAAAAUGUAUUUAUUUCCUGUGUGACCACAUCCAGGACCUGUUGCAAUUCUACACCCGAGCAAAAAACAUUCGUGUCAUCUGCAAACAAUACAAACUUCAAUACUUGUGAAACCCUACAAUUGUCAUUUAUGUUCAUUAUGAAUAGUUUAGUCCCUAAUACUGAUCCUUGAGGUACCCCACAUUGUAUGUCUCUUUGAUUUAUGUUGAUUUAUUUGGACAAAUUGUUGCCUAUUUGAUAAAAAAAACUUUUUAUCCAGUCCAAUACUAUACCCCUGAAACCAUAUUUUUCCAUUUUUCCUCAUCAGUAUGUCAUGGUUAACUGUAAUGAAUGCUUUCUUCAGAUCGAAAAACAGCCCUAUUGCAUACUUCUUUUUAUCAAUGCAUUCUGUUACAUCCUCAAUAAGAUCAAUCAGUGCCUGGACUGUUGACCUAUUAUUCCUGAAGCCAUACUGGCUUUCAGUCAGCAACUCAUAUUGAUCAACGAAAUUAUCAAAUCUUUUAACAAAUAGUUUUUCUAAUUUUUAGAAAAAUUGUGAAAGUAUUGACACUGGUCUAUAAUUUGUAAAGUGAUGCUUAUCUCCUGUUUUGUAAAUAGGAAUUACCCGUAAUACUUUCAUCCUAUUCGGAAAAACCCCUUUUUGAAAAGAAAUAUUACAAAUGUGUGUUAAUGGUUUUACAACGCACUCAUCAAAAUUUGCAUAUAAGCCUCUGCUAUUGAAAUGAGCCAUAGUUAAACCAUUUUCUGAGUUAAAUGUUUUAUUUCUCUUAAAAAGCAUUGGUUCUGAGAUGUGAUUGGAACAUUUUAAUGAAUGAGCACAAAUAAAAAAUAAUUUUGAUAGUUAA